AUGUUACCGAUACUGGAGUUUAUCGAUGAAAAUGUUAUUGGUGGAAAGACAAAAUUUGAGGGACCCUACGGAGAGAAACGAGGUAAGAUAUUAGACUUUUUUGCAAAGAAGGGGGUGACAAUCGGAAAAACGUUAAGUUAGCUGAAGUUAAGCUAAAGUUUAGAUCAGAUUCUAAUAAACAGAACAUAACUAUUGUGAUAAUAAUAAAAAUUAGAAUAGCACAAAUGAACCCAACGGUCGACUGAAUAUGAUAUACAGCAAUCUGUCAUAACAACGUGAAUGCGGGUUUUGAUGCGUGCUAUUUCAUCGCACGAUUUCAAAAUCACUAGAAAGAACAUUUUAAAGGACGCUUGGAGGCUCAUAUCCCAAAAGACGGGAGUUUAGUCGUCGCCUGGAAAUUAACUGUUCUGUUUUUUUUUUGGCAAAGAGUUCAUGUACUGUUACGAUGUGCUUUGAAAAAAAAUUACUCCUCAGCUAGGUUCAUUACUUAGUUUACAUGCAAUGUUCAACGACAGGCGAAGCAAAAAAAACGACACCGAGCAAACUAACUAUAGUGUGCGCGAUAAAUGACUCAAACAACUGAUUCUGUUAAGUAUUACAAAUCCCUCUGUCAGAAACAUGAAAAUGAGUACGUGUCUAACUGUUAUUUGAUUAUCAUAUCUUUAACUUCAACGCACUUACACUUAAUGUCACUUGUACUGAUAGGCUAAGACAAAGUCUCAAUUGCACUCUCUAUUUAUUUUGAUUCGCGUGCUCCAGUUAGCUAAUAUACUCAAGCGAUUAUUGGUUUCAAGGUAAUAAACAAGUAAUGACGCCGUAAUUUAUUCACGAGCAUCUUGAGGUUUCAUACUAAUUUUGCAAAAACAUAUAAAUGUGACUAACUCAUACAAAAUGGCGUCGGGACCAGAAUUGUGUAGUGGCAAAGCUUCAAUUUUCUUUCUAAUGUUAGGCAAUUUCAGAUUCAUUUAGCUCAACAGAGUCUAAGAUACCCAAGUUCGAACCCUAGCUGUUCCUCACAACAGUAUAUAUGCACUACCAAUACGCACAAUACGACCGACUGAUAAAUGACUUAUUUCACGGUUAUUUGUCCCAGUUAGAAAUAUUUGAAAUGUAUCCAGUACACGUGGCGCUUUGUGCUUGCAUGAGCUACUGCUGUUAGUAUAGCUCCAAACACAAAGUAAUCUUAAAGUAAAACCUAAAUAUAGAACUAAAAUCGCCUCUAAGACGUAUGAACCAAGUCAUAUCCACACUGUGACACGUGGGCAGGGAGCAAACCCCCCACCAGCUAUGCACGAUAGUACAGUUAUUUGGAAAUAUUUUAAUUAUUAAAUUCAAAUGAAGACUCGAUACUAUGCUCUGUAUUGAUUAUGAAAACAUAUUUGCGCUAUUGACCAAGCGUGAGGUUUAAGAUGGCUGGACAUCGGCCAAGUUCUUUCUUGCGUUUUUCUGGACCCAGACGAAGUCUGGGACAUAGCGAUACUGACGCUGACGUCACCUACUGAUAUUAAUUUGCCAACCACAAGCGCAUUGGUUCUUGUAACAAAAGAUUCUUUUGUUUCUCUCGUUACAAAUUUGAAUAACAAAAACAAUGUUUGUGAACAGUGACGUCUUCUACAUUAUAUGGCCAAAAAGGAGCUUUUGCUUGCGGGACCAACGCGGGAAAUCCCGAGCGGCCCGCUAAGCUAACCAAUCAGAAAAAAAAGAUGGGAAUAGUGACGCCUUUCAAAAUGGCGGCAAUAAUGGUACCGUCUUGAAAUCUUCGAAUGAAAUUCAAUUUUUACAACGUUGAUGAAGAUAAAAGCCUUUCAAUCUACCUUGAUAAAAUAAGUUCUGGUAUUACCAAUUAUAAUUACAUACACAUUUCUUAAAGUUAGGGUUUUGAUUAACCCUAAAAAUGCAAUAAUGAGAACGAUCACCAGGAAAUUUAUUUUCAAUGAACGCUGUUGAAAGUGGUUUACACGCUGUACUUUGUUUUCUUAUUAGUGAUAUAUUGCGACUACACGGCUUCUGGCAAGUAAGUGGAUUUUACAGUUUAUUGAGAUUAUGAUCGUGUAUUUUUAGUCAUAGAUUGAACCUUGAAAAUUGACUCGUUUAGAUAUCUACCGUAUGUUCUUUAAAAAUUAGUCUUCCCUAUUAUCCUUUUAACUGAGAAUUUGUCGAUUUGUAUCUUCUCUCUUUUAGCAUUUAUUAACUUUCUUUUUGUUCAACCCACGUGUUCGAGAGGUAUUUAGGGAGUCCCCAGUAUGGUUCUUCUAGUGACUGAUCCCGUCAUCCCGAACAAAAUACUCUCUCAAUCCACAAUCCAAGGAUUUCUCUUUACGUAAUCCCGAUCGAUACAUGAACAUCGCAGACGCACUCUUUUUUCUCGAUGAUUCCGAAUCCCUAUCUUCAAAUAAACCAUGCCAAAUACCUUCUAAACUCGCCCACAGUGACCUGAAACUCGCAUUUAGUAAUUUUCACUUUAAUACGUGGCUUAUUAAGGAAAAGACAACCCGAUUAUAGUUUAAAAGAGUUACCUAACAUAGUGAAAAAGAACUGAACACCACGCGGCUAGAGUUACAAUAUGCAUAAAGGAAUUUUUCUAAAGAUUUCAAGGCACUAUUUACACGAAAAAGGACUAUGAUUAGGAUACGUUUAUAAUUAUAGAAGCUGUGACUAUUUCUCCUCCUAAAUAAUUUACGGUACGAGGGAGAAGACGUCAUAUGUUGGUUACUGUAAAGAAAGUCAAUUACAUGGCUGCUCUCUAUCCCCAGGCCUCUUCGGUUUAUUGAGAACUACAUCCGGGACUAUGUGUAUCCGUUUUACGCCAAUACCCACACCACAACAAGUGUGACGUCACGGCAGACUACCAAAUUCAGAGAGGACGCUCGGUAAGACAAGAAGCUAAGGGAGCGUAUAUUUGGCUGUCGCUGCACUAGGCAUAUGUGAAGUUUUUUAUGUUUAUUAGGGAUGUGUGAGUAGUGCAGUAGCGUUGCAUAUUUUAGGGGUUGGUUGAAAUGUAUGAAGUGGAGGGCGUGGAGCCCCCCGAACCCACACACCCAAAAAGUUAUACCCCCUUCUCCGUAUGAAAUGAACUUUCCCUUAUCAACGUUCUCUCCAUGCAAAUACAGUCAACUCUCGCCUUGCGGACACCUCGCUAUAACGGACACCACGAUAAUACGGACAGCAGCUAAACCCCAGGCAAAAAAAGUACAGAUGUUUGGCUGAAAUAGACUCCCGCUAUUACGGACUCUCGCUAAUGAGGACAAUAACUCGAGGUCCCCACAGUGUCCCUUAUAAGGAGAUUUGACUGUAUGACCAUACAUAUAACUCAACAAAAAAUCAAAUGUAAAGUGGAUUGGAAAGCAUGUACUGUGCCAUGGUAACCUCUUAAGACAUAAUGGAAAAUUAGGCAAUUGGUAGUUUUAUCAGACUAUUAUCCGGGUAGCAAAAUCUGAAAAACAGAACUUAAGCGUAAUGCAGAAAAGUAUGCUGUAGUUAAUUGCCAGCAAAUUUAACAUGAGAAAAGAAAUAAAAUAUGCACCUACAUAUUAUAAUUAUCCUACAGUGAUAUCAUAAAAAAGUGCGUUAACGCUGGACCCGAUGACGUAGUUGUGUUCACCGGAAGUGGAACCACUGGAGCUAUCCACAAGUUAAUUCACGCCUUACAAUUAACAGGAACAGUAGUCGGCAAAUCUGUAAGUAUAAUAAAGAUAAAAAAUAUAUAAUAUUUCUUUCAAGAGGGAAACCUUUUUUGAAGAAACCAAUAACAGAAUAGUACUCGACAUUUGUAGAGAAUUUCCAACGACAAGGAUAGGUUUAUACAAUGAAGUUUGACACAAGUACGAACGUUAGUACGAAGUGAAAGCAGUGGUCGUGACAUUUCGACUAUUAAUCGUCCGUGUGCAAAAUUUAGAAGAACACAAAACAAGGAUCACGUAAAAUUUGCAUGAUGGUUCAUUAAAGCUUUUCCCGACGGCCAAAAAUCCUUGUUAGAGCUUUUUGCCGUCUACGUCGCCCUCGCGGAGCCUCUACAAGGCUGGGUCGAUAACACAAUUACAGAGUAUGAGUUAAUGAAGUCAUUUAUCACUUUUCUUCAAAAGGUUGUCUUUGUUGGUCCAUUUGAGCAUCACUCGAAUAUCCUACCUUGGAAAGAAACUGGCACAAAGGUAAUAAGUCAAAAAGUCCUUGCAGAGACGAUACUGAAGUGAUUCUGUGGAUGAUGUCAUUAUGUUGCUGACUUUUGAGUCUGCAAAUGAAAUCCCCAAGUGUGACCAUUCAAAUGAAAGCUACUGAGCAGUACUAUCCUGUACAAGGUGGUUCUGACUUUUGAGACAGGAUAAAAUCCUUAAUUGUGACCAAUCAAAUAAACGCUACUGAGCAGUACUUUCCCGUGGUACUGUUUAUAAUACACUGUAAAAGGUAGUUCUAACAUUUUAGUCUGUGGAUAGAAAACUAAUGUGUACUAAAUUUAAAGCUACUGAGCAGUUCUUCCCUUCUAUGGCAGAGUUAAUUAUGCUGUACAAGAUGGUUCUAACUUUUGAGUCUGGGAAAGAAAUCUUAACAAUACUUUCACGUGGAACUGUUUAUUAUUCUGUACAUUGGUCGUUGACAUUAUGUUCGUAUAAAGGAGCUGCUUUAUAUUCAGAGACAGUUUUGCAGAAUGGAAAUGCAAUAUUUUUUAUUCGUAGAUCGUCCGAAUACAGGAUAAUAACGAGGGGACGGUUGACAUGGAGAUGUUAGAGACCAGUCUGACGGUAAUAAUAUUUGACCUAUUUUUUCCCGUAAAAAAAUAUCAGAUUGUAAGCGUUUUUAAUUCGUAAUAGGAUGUCCCCUCACAAACAAUAGGGAGUUUUAGCAACGGCGAAGGCAACGAGAACGUCAUAUCAGCAAUAGGUUUAUUAAGCAUCACGCUUUUUUGUACAUUUCUUUGCUGUUAUUGCGCGACUACGACGUGAAAAUGCCUAAUUGCACGUUUUAUGGAGGAAGUAAACGAGCGACAACGAAUCUUUCUUUCUUUUUCUAAACUUGAGUGCGUUCCCUAAGAGAUCAACUCCAGGGAAAUUUGCCUACAUUAGACGUUUUCAGCGAACUGGAAUAAACGCGACAAAGUUGAAAAAACGCUGAUUCAUAUUUAAAGUGACGUUUUCGCUGCCGUCGCCGUCGUCGAUGCUAAAACUCCCUAAUGAAAUUCAACAGUUUUUUUUCCUGGAGUGCAUUUCAUACAGAGUUUGCAUGUCUCGCCUAAAACUCAUAUUACUUCACUUAAUUUCUGACGUCAUAUUUCGUAAUCAUAGUAACCGAUAGUCACUAAACUAACCUUGCAGUUACUGAAUACAUACGUUUCGAAAAAAUACUCUUCUGACAAGAAUGGAGAAUAACUUUUAUAAAGGUAACCUUCAACCACAGUUAUUUGCAAUUUCACGACCGUUCUCUGUUUUCUUGAACAAAGAAAUAUCGUUUAGCAGAAUACAACAUUUACGUGGCGUUCUCAGCAGCUUCUAAUGUGACAGGAAUUAUAACAGACACAGUAGCUGUAGCUGAACUUUGUCACAAAUAUGGCGCCCUGUCAUUUUGGGAUUACGCAUCUGCUGGACCAUACCUUCAAAUUGAUAUGAAUCCCACCGGAACAGGGUGAGUCAGAACGAAAAAUAGUAAAUACCUCUCUAGGUAGUUUUCGACUGGGCUUGUUUUCUUAUACCAACUCUAAUAAGGCUAUGUUACACUAAACACAUCCAAGUGUAUAGUAUGAAUUACAGAAUUGAAUUGAAUUGAACUGAAUAUAUCGGAUAGAUGGCGCUGGCGCGAAAACCAUACCGGACACGGCCUCCGUUCACAAAUAAGAGCAGAGAUUUCGGCGAGAUUUCUCCAACGGAGCGAAGCUGCGCCGUAAUAAAAGCAUAGUAGUCGCCUGAUGAGAAGACAAGCGCAUUAAUUUUCCGUUUGUAGUACUGGUUAAUGCACAUGUGACACAGAUGUAGCCCGCGUGCAGGAGGAGGUGGGGGGUGGGGGGAAGUGAGGGGUGAGGCCGAAAAAUCAACUGGAUGGUUUGUUUAAGACUGAAAAUGAUCUUCCCGCCAAGUGUUAAUCCUAAAUAGGAUUGUUAGUGACAUCUGUAAACCUGAAGAAGGCUGGUAUGCCCAGCCGAAAUGUUGCUAUAAAAAAAAACAAUACACGUUGUUUUGAAUCAGCUUUGCAGUAGUCUUUGGACUUCUCGUUUUUGGUUCUUUAUAUUUUGGCUGAUUAGAUCUCUUUUCUAGAGAUUCAACGUUUACAACUAGCAACGGUUUUUGCAGUUAAUUUAAUCCUUUAUUAGUGACAAUGACUGAUGUGUCGACAAUUUCUGCGGACGUCAAUAUCAAGGUGAAACUGAACGAGUCAUAUUUUUGCCAACUCAUGACAUAAACUCUCGUUAUUGUUUAGUACAAGUGACGUCAUUUAAGGUGGUUGAACAGAGUUUGAGAGGUUGUGCAUCAUUAACAUUUAUUGGGGGUGUCAUUUAAGACUCGUUGCAGGUAUCAAGCUCAUGCAUAUUUGGCACAGACAAAAAAUAUUUAUAUGACAUUUGUUGGGUUAAAAGUGAGAUGUGAAUCAUUGUACUGGCAACAUGGAUGACUGAAAAUAAACCUAAAAUUUUGAAUUUAUUAGGUUAACGCAAAAUCGAGUCAUUAGACAUUCUUAUAAAUUUGCACCCAGCUUACAUUAAGUAACCCUCAUUUUUAAGAAACUAGUUAAUCAACUUGUAACAAACAGAAACAGUUUUGAAAUUUUAGAAAAUAUCUUUGAUGGACAUUUUGAUUGUAUCACAGAACUCCUUUGCUCAAAAUCUAUUUUAAGGCUUAAGUGUGAUAUGAACAGGAUUUAUGACAAAUUUUAAUGAGUAGAUUUUAAGAUAUUGUCGUUUAUUAACAACGCUUUUGAAAGUUAUAAAAACAAGCGCUCUCACAUUGCAGCUUUCCUAGGUAAGCAUGCGCACCACUUAGUCAAUGUGCUGAGGUCACGUGAUAUGUCAAAGGUGACAAAAACACAAUGAAUUUUCAUUGAAGUUCUUUACAAAUUGUCCUAGCAUUUUUUCUUUGAAAGCUUAUUGGCUGCAUACCUGCUCAGAAUAAAGAUGUUAAAAUACUAAAAUACACAGUAAAGGCUGGGAUAAACCAGAUCAGUUCUAGAGAAACUGUGUUCAGCCACCUUAAGCUGUACAGGCACUAAAAGCAGUCAGCGAAAGAUUCAUAAUAAUUGGCGAACUCGACUCGAAAAAGUUAUAUGUUUGGUUAAAGUGUCUCUUUGUAGAACAACUUCUAUUCACCAUACGCACCUGUAACGACAACCUUGUUUGUUCCUUUUUUAUUAGCUAUAAAGAUGCUGUUUUCCUAUCUCCUCACAAAUUCGUCGGAGGACCAGGGACACCGGGUAGGUGCUUGAAGUCUACGAUCUCCGGAAAUUUCCGGACAAAACUUGAUUUUUAAAGAGUCUCCCUGUUUUGUUGUUUAGGAUUACUUAUCGCCAAAAGGAGAGUGUUCAGAAAUCCUGUACCGGGUGGCUGUGGCGGAGGAACAGUUCUCUUCGUAAGUUAGAGAAGAUUCUUACUUUUUAUCUCGAUUUUGACAAUUGUAUGGUUUGUCGAACUCAGUCCCCAGAAUAAAGUAACUGUAAAGCUAUAAUCUGGAUAAUAAAUCAGAUGAAAGAAAGGAAGAGUGAAACCAGCUGAACAGUAUGAGCAUCAAAGUUGGAUCUACAUGUUUAAUCAGCUUUCAAGACGCUUCGAUGAUUUCAUGACAGUAGAUUGGCAACAAAGAGUUCUAUAUAGCCCCUCUUGGUCCUCGAAUUUUCCCUCGGCUUGACUUAGGCCCCGUCUAUAUGUAGAACACUUCUCCCCGGGGGUAGAAGGGUCACUCGCCCACCCGAGCUCCCCUGGUCGAGCCAACGCUUCCUACAUUUCCUUACAAAACUUGGCGAACCGUUUACAUAAGAAAAAAAAAGUUGGCUCCGCUGGGAGGGUGUCCCUCUUUCCCGGGACAAAGUCUCCCCACAUAAACGGGGCUUUACUUACUUCUUACUCCCCAAUAGAGUUUUUCAAUCCCGUAAUCCCGACCCAAGAUUUCGAGCAAUCCCGUUAUCCCGAGGGUUAUUUUUGGCACCCCACCUCCCUCGCAUACUGUCAAUCCCGAAACCCUCCCUGACUUUGCUGUAAAAUCGCGAAUGGCGAAUCCCGAGCUGCAAAUAAGGGAAAUCCCGUAUCCCGGAAAACCUACUGGGGACCCUCGACACUAGUCCUGCAAACAAGGGAGGAGAGAGAAGGGGGGUGGAGGCGAGCCUAUCAGAAUGAAACGCAAUAUAUAUGCGAUAAUUUUCCAGAGUAUGAAUAGUUAGCGAAUUCUUUUUUUAACUUUUUGACAGUUAUUGCAUUUGCUGAUACAGGUAACACGUGACACGCAUUUGUACUUGAAAGACAUCGAAGAAAGGGAAGAAGGCGGAACACCGGCUAUAGUGGAGUCAAUACGGGCUGGUAUGGUCUUCCAGCUGAAGCAGGUGAGGGUGAAGCAAAUCUAAUAUAGACAAUACAGGCUAGUAUGGGCUUUAAACUAAACCAGGAGAGAGUGAAGCAAACAAUAUGUAAGUAAAUCAUUCCUCCAUAUCUUUUCAAUCGUCUAGUAAUCGAUGGGUUUGUCUAUUUUUUCCUCGAGGAAAUUGCAGCUUAAACUCGACCUGUUUUAUCAACUUUUAGGGCUUCGAUUAUUUGUUAAUUUCUUUGGUAUAUAUUGUUCAAGAACUGUUAAUGAAUUUUUAAAAAAAAAUCAUUAGUUCCAUAUGUUCUCUUCUUAUAUCUCAUGCUUUCAGGCUGUUGGAACAAAUGUUAUUGAAGACAGGGAAGAAGAGCUUUGCAGGUUUGUAAGAACAACUAGCACUCCUUGUUCAAGGAAGUUUUGUACGAAAACAAUGAAUUUGCUUGGCUUGGUGGGGCCACGCGGUUACGUAAACUUAUCUAUCCAUUUAUUUAUUAAAUGCCAACCGUCUGUUUAAAACAUUUAUAAUUAAGCUUACUCUUGUCAUGAACAAAUUACUUUUAAAAGCAAACAUUUAAAGUGAAUUUAUAACACAACAUAUUACUGACACAAGUGAUAAUAGAGCUCGCGUAAUUAACGUGAAGUUGACACAAACUUCAAAGUCAAAUUUUGAAGCAUACAAAGGUAAAGAGGUAAAGAGGUUCUUCAGGCCUGGCAGGGCUAUUGCGGCGCAAAUUAUUCUUGUUUAUGUAGCAAGAAGCAUCUAGGAGUAUCCCCCCUCCUCCUAAACCCACACAGGAUGGAAUACUAGGCCACCCCCGUAAUAUAUCACCGGUGCACAUUCAUGCACCUGAGUGAAGAAUAACAAAGUGAACAAAGACACAACGAUAUAGCAAGACGUACUGCCCGACCUACAGAUCUCAAGUCCGAUGUGUUAACCACUAAUAUAUACUGCCACAACUGAUUUUGUAGAGCAGAUUAUUGUUCUCUUUUUCACUCUUUAAGAUCCAUUUAAGUCAAGGCGAAGAAGACUGGAAUCAAACGUGAAAGGAAUAGAGAUACCACUCUUCUUUGUUUGUAGAAAUACGAAGUAUGCGACUUAGUUACCUUAAGGACGUGCGAUGAGUGAUUUCAUUACUUUGUUUAUUUGUUUGUUCGAAGGAAAGCCCUAGCCGUUUUGCAAAAGAAUCCAAACAUUAAAAUUCUGGGGAACAAGGAAGCACGCCGUCUGCCAAUAUUCUCAAUGUUAAUUCGUCACGAAGACAGCGGGAAGUUCCUGCAUCAUAACUUUGUUUCCGUGCUACUAAAUGAUCUCUAUGGUAUCCAAGCGCGAGGUGGUUGCGCAUGCGCUGGACCUUACGCACAGGUUAGUCAAACAAAUGGAGGAACAUAGCGUGGUAACUCGCAGUAAAUUUCACUCAUAACGUGCAUACUUUAGUGAAAUCAACACAGCUUUGGAACUUGAAUUGUUAAGAGCAACAAAAAAGAGUAAGAAUGACCAUGUUCAAUGUUAUUUAUCAGGACCUCUUGGGAAUAGACGAGAUCACUGCGAGAAAGUUCACUUGGUUUCUUGAAUCUCACGAGGAGUAAGUUGAAUCAUUUUGUUGUUCAUACAAAGAAACAUUUAAAAGGGUACCCUGCCUCUCCCAUGCACUUACUACAUUGACCCAGUUGCGGAAUAAGAUACCGUUCACGAGUAGUAUCAUCUUUUAGAUAUUGACACAUACUUUAAAUGAGCGAAAGUCAGCAGCUAGUUUACCAGAAAAUAUAGACUUCAUACGAACCCUGUACACAGAAAAUAAAGGCAUUUGCCUGGCAAGUCACCCAACUCUAAACACAAAAGACAAGCUUAAUGUGUCAACGAUGAUACUCUUGAUCGUUUGUCCAGAUCAGAUCAUCAAUCAAAUCACCUAAACCCAACUCUCCAAGAUGGCUAUGACGCUCCGAUCGAUAGAAUUAAUAUAUAGAUUUAGCCAGGGCUAAAACGAAGCUCUCGUUAAUAAUACUUAAAAACAACAACAACAACAAAAUAAAUCGUAUAAUGCUAAAAGGGGACGGCUAUGAAAAUGGCAUCAACAUCAAUAGAUCUAAUUAGAAAAAAAAAAAAAUUUGCACGUGCAGCAGACUUUUUUGUCUUUCGUUGCCGUUGUUUUGCACGACUACAAUGCCGUUUUGUACGACUAAAGGUAAUGUUACACAGGACGAUUCGCAACGACGAUUUUUGGCGCAACACAGAGUUGCAAUGUUGGAACAAUGUUGUAACUAUACGAAACAAUGUCGUAACAAUGUCACAACGCUGUGUUGCGCUAAAAAUCGUCGUUGCGAAUCGUCUCGUGUAACAUCACCUUAAAACGUCAAACGUCCUAGUUACACGUUACUUUUAUGGAGAAAUUGUCGCAUGUGCUUACCAAAGAUUUUAUUUCCUGUGUUCAUGUUCGCUGUUAUUUUUUCACCGCCGCUCAUUUUCACCUGGCCUCUAACAUUUCUCAUUUUCUCGCCGCCGCUAUGAAAUUUUCAUGUUUUUCUUCCAACGAAAUUCGUCUCCUCGCUCCUUCUCUAAGCAUCAAAAAUAACGUCGAAAAAGACACGACUUUGUUGUUGUUGUUUUUUUUCUCUGGAAAAGUCCGGGCGGCCAUGCGAUUUUCUUUCGUUGUAUUUGGGUUGCCAUACCUGUUGAUUGAGUUAUUUUAUAUUGGUGUGCCUGUGGUGCGGACGGACGGUCGGUCGGUCGCUCGGGUGGUGUACGGUCACGUGAUUACCAAAUUUUCUAGGAUGGGUAGAUUUACUUAGCUAUGCGGCUCUGCACGCGUGUGCGAAAGAGUUCCGCUAUAAAACUGCCUCCACAUAUGUCUCUAAGAUGUUUCUCAGGUUUUUAAACCGCGAUUUUUACUUUGUAGGGAGGAUGUAGAAGUAUCAUGCAAAGAACCACUGGAAAUAAUGAAGUAAGAGAUACUGGAUGAUAGGCACUUAGCAGCUUUGGGACACAUAACCUGUCUCUUGCCAAAAUUAUGGGAUACAACCCUAAAAAACCGAAGAUUGAAUGACCAAAAAAACAAAAACAUGGGUCUGCCAACUUUCAUGUUUUAUACUCCUACCAGUGCGAUUCUAUGGUGGUUUGAAUACACCUUUUGCUGUUCAUUACGAGAAAAUACGCAAUCAUUUGCGUGAAACGGCGAUCAAUUGCGCGAAUAGAAAUUCAUUAGCGCGAAAAUACGAACAUUUGAGCAUAAAUCAGAUUCAAUAGCGAUUUUUGCAUUUUAAUCAACAUUCAAUAACACUUUUGGGCAUUCAUAUGCGUCAUUCGGCAUACAAAAGAGAAAAAUAUACUUUCAUUUGCGCUAGUAUGUAAGUCAUUAACACCAUCUUGAAAGUCAAUAGGGACAAUAGGCAAACAUUAAAGUGCAUGUACCAUUUAUUAACAUUUCUGUGACACUGUUUGCAUUUCAUUAGAAUUCCUGGACGGCCUUAGGCCCCGUCCACACGAAGACGAUUGUAAACGCAAACGCUAGCGUUUUAUCUCCGUCCACACGAAAACGAUCAUCGUUUACGUAGCGUUUUAACCCGUCCACACGAAAACGCUCGUAAACGCAUAAAACGAUGUCAUACACCGGACGCGCAUGGUCUCAGUUCUUGAGCUAGAUUAUAUAGCGAGUCUCUGCUCAUUCGAAAGUUCUCUUUCCACUCUUCUGGUAUCACCACUUGAUCGGCAAAGUUGUUCCACCAGGCGCUUGUACGACCUGGUCUGGUCCAGAAUCUUCCCUCUUUGCUCUCACGUCUGCAUCUAAGCCGUUUUACUCGAGUAAAAGUGCUUGUAGUUGUGGAUAACAAUCUUGAGAGGUUUAGUCUUCUUCUUUUGUAGUUUUCCUGUAUAUCGAUUAUUGCAUGAUUCAAUUGAAUACUCGCAAUUAUGCUUGAAAUAAGCGCAAGCAAGACACAGCUCAACAUUCGUGUGUACGCCAUCUUGGAAACGCACUCGAUAAAAGAGACUGGCGCUGACAUCUGACGUCAGCGUUUUCACAGCGUUUACGAAAAUAUACGUUUACGGCCGUCCACACGAAGACGCAUAAACGGCGUUUUCAAAUUUAUCCACUUUGGAGAGCGUUUUCGAAUUUAUGCGUUUACGGUGAGCGUUUUCAUAGUCUUCGUGUGGACGGAAGGCCUAAACGCAUAAAAAAGUUUGCGUUUACUAGCGUUUGCGUUUACAAUCGUCUUCGUGUGGACGGGGCCUUAGCGUGGAUGAGACAAACGUUAAUGCACUUGUACAAACAAUUAGGCGUUCUUUAAAUUCAAUAAACAAAAAUCGAUUUUCAAUUGAAUAGUACCUAUUUCAAACUAUUUUGUCCUGAAUUUUAGUCUAUGCCUCAAUAACUUCUCUGUUUAAACAUCUUGGCAGGUAGGUCUGCAUUUAACGAAACCAUUGAGCACAUUUAGCUGCGGUAACGGUGUCGAUGUUUCUGUGUAGAGCUUCAAGAAGUUGUUGUGUUCGAAAAUCUCCUAGUGGCAUUCUUCGGGCUCUUGCUUCAUCUCUGUUGUCCAGAAGUCUUUGAAUUUCAGGACGGGAAAUGUCGGCCUUGAUGGCCGCUUUAAGACUGCUUAUUGCCUGUUCCACGAUGUUGAGGAAAGGGCUGUAUGGUGGAAGCAUUUUAAGCUCUGUAUUUGGGGCGGGAAUGGUAGGGUUUCUGUGGGCCGCCGCUGCGUCAUAAACAAAGAUCACCGACUCAUCAGGAUCUAAGUUCGUCCUCGCCUGUUCCAGGAAGUUGUUAAAACGUUCAGCGUUCAUUCCUCCCACAGCUGCUGACGAAAACACGAGUCCGUUUAUGGGCGAUAUUGCCAUUGUCACGGUCAGGUUUCGUCCACGCUGGCCGCACACUUGGCGGUACGCCCUCUCUCUUUGCCGCGCCCUGCCAUGACUUCUAGCCGUCCAAAUAUUGUAGCCGCAUUCGUCGACAAACACACAGUGGCGGAUUAUGACGUGGUUCAUAAACCAGUUCGCGUAAUCGACUCGCUUGUUCAGCACGUCAGGUCUGUUUCUGUCAGCAGGGAGGGGUCUUACCAGUUUCACUCGGAACAGCAUCCCGUCUAACGUUCUUGAUACGGUGCGGUCAUGUAUCUCCGGUUUGGCUGGUAACCGUCUCCUCAACUCACUGUUUAUUUGAGUAAGUGUGAGCAGACAGUUUUCGUUGAUAAUUUGCUCUAGAGAGUCUCUCAUCUCAUCAUCAACGCGCACGUUGUUUCUUCCACCUCUUGGUCUCUCCUGGAUCCUGCCCUCUGUGAUGUAACGCGCAACGAUACCCCUUGCCGUUGAUCGAUUCACGCCCGACGUGUCUGAGACUAAAAGAUAGUCCUCCUGCUCGUCCUCGAACGCUCUAACGAUUCUCUCUCUCUGUUCGAGAGGUAUUCGAUUUCUUCGUGGCAUUUUACGUGCACUGUACAUGUACUUGUAACACAUGCAGUAGUCAAAAAACACUCACGAAGUGAAAUAAACAGGAAGAAAUUUUCUGAUCCUUUUAUCCUAUUUUGCACUUGACAAAGGUUACGUAACCUAUCUAAAGGGUUGUACAUACGUGUACACAUCAUGUGCAUCGCACUAGCAAUGAAAAUUUCAGGCAAAAUAGGUAUUGUUCCAUUGAAAAGCGUUUUUUGUUUAUUGAAUUUAAAGAACGCGUAAUUGUUUGUACAAGUGCAUUAAUGUUUGUCUUAUCCACACUAAGGCUGUCCAGGAAUUCUAUUGAAUUGCAAACAGUGUGACAGAAAUGUUAAUAAAUGGUUUUUUCACUUUAAUGUUUGUCUAUUGUCCCUAUUGACUUUCAAGAUGGUGUUAAUGACUUGCAUACUAGCGCAAAUGAAAGUAUAUUUUUCUCUUUUGUAUGCCGAAUGACGCAUAUGAAUGCCCAAAAGUGUUAUUGAAUGUUGAUUAAAAUGCGAAAAUCGCUAUUGAAUCUGAUUUAUGCGCAAAUGUUCGUAUUUUCGCGCUAAUCAAUGUAUAUUCGCACUAUUGAUCGCCGUUUCACGCAAAUGAUUGCGUAUUUUCUCGUAAUGAACAGCAAAAGGUGUAAAGGCGAAAAUAGUUCAAGUAUUAAUGGAAAAAGUCGCUGGACUGCGCGCCUUGCGGCAUAGCAAUACAAACCAUAUACGAACCCUUACAAUUUUGCAGACGUCUCAUAAUUCUUAGUCUUUUUUGUCAGUCACCUAAAAAUUGGUUCUUUUGCUAAUCUUCUCAUGCUUUUUGCGUCUCUGGUAUUGUUCAGCUCCGUUGUUAAUUCAAUAUAUCUUUUUGAAGUAAGAAGGUCACCUGACUGCAAACUCCAAAGGACCCCAAACGGCCUAAUACAAAUAUCAAAAUACUUCUCAUCAAGUUUUCCCGGAAGUAAAUAACGUGUUUUGUUUAUUUCAAGGCCCGGAUUUGCUCGAAUAAACUUGCCUUACUUCAUGGAUGACGACACAGCGCACUUUGUGUUAGAAGCAGUCGACAUGGUUGCCGCACAUGGCUGGAAAUUGCUACCGCAGGUCAGAAAAAUAUGAUAUACAACUGACAAUUUGAUUGUUUGAUUACCUUUUAAAUUAGAUAUUAAUCACGUGCAGUACAUUCAGUUUCAAGUUCUGUUCAAAGACCUUUGCCCUCCCGUUCAAUGUGGAACGACCAUAAGAUAUUUUCCUCAAGCGCUGUGCAAAAGGACGCAACACUAUCUCCAGGCCAACGACUCCCAACAUUGUUGGAUGUUACAUGUUGCGUGCGUUUGCACACCCUGUUGCAUGCUGUUGCAAAAAUUUCAUUUGAAACUGGUCAAAACAUUUAGAUACGUGCAAACGGACGCAACAACUCCCAAAAAUGUUGCCUUCCGUUUUCACGGGGCUUCAGAGAGGUUUGAGUUAGACCUGAUAUACUUUUGGUUCAAAGCCUCUCUCACAUACAAGUGAAAGUAUACAUAUUUAUGAAACUAGGAUAUUAAGAAAAAUGACACUUAAGUCAUUGUAGAUGUUAUUGUGUAUAGAUUUCCGAAUAUAGUUUUUCUAACUAGGCUAUCCAUUAUUUUGUACCGUAGUACCAAUUUGACCCACACACUGGAGCCUGGAAAAACCGAUAUUUGAACAACAAAAAGCCGGAGAAAAUCUUCAGCCUUAAUGACGUCAUGUAUGACGAAGUUGGCGGGAAGGUGAAAACCUCCGCACCUCGUGAUUAUAACAUCAAACUUGAGGUAUGUUUUUUUACAGUACGUCUGUAAAAUUUCAAGACUUAUCAGAGCCAUACCUUCGAAAGUUAUCGAUCUCAAACCUGGUAGCAUCACUCAUUCCUAGGUACUCUUUCUAGCGGCGCUGAUGAAUUUUCGCUUACUGGUUAAUGUCGAAAUCUGAAGAAAAAACAACCAACAAAACAAAUAAUGGAAGCGUGUACUUCGCACAUAUUCCUCUUUCUUUCCACUCGGAUGUCACUCCUGGUUCGGCAUACGUUUCGUGCUCUGUAUUCGGUUUUCGCAGCUAGCGAGUUAAUUCGAGCAAGUGAAAUGAAAGUAAUUUAUUCACACGAUUCCUUUGUGGCGUGGACAUUCAGAACUGGAUUCCCUUAAUCCUACCUAUUUUGUCUUUGUAGUGAGACGGGUAACGUCAUUAAUAACAAAGUGAUGUGGCUUUACACUUAUUUUCCCAUUCAGGAAAUAGCUCAGUCCGCAAGCAAAACCCUAGAAGAGGCUUUUGAAUUAAAUAAGGUAAUACAGAGUGAGAGGAUAAAAUGAAAUAUAAAUAAGCAUAUAGGAAAUAAUGCUUUGUAUUCUGUAACUUGCGCGUCAAUCAGGAAAGCAUGAAUUGUGCGCAUAUAGGUGUUUUGUCGUAGAGGGUUUACUUGAUUAGACUGGUUAGACCUUAGAAUUUCGACCACGCAAUCAAGAACUACAUUGUGUCCCUAAACUGGACCUCUAGACUUCAUAAUGGGGUACGUUACUUUGAUCCCCGUAUCAGCUAAUGAGGAGAGUAAGUAAGGCACAUUAGAUAGUCAUCUUAGGUACCACUGAAGUACUUUGGAUCGAUCCUUAUGUUCAUUCAUCUUCAGGAAAUCAACACCCUUGACGACAUGAAAGUUGAAUUUUCAGACGACAAAAACCAGUUGAUCUGGUUUUUACAGCCCCAAGAAGCACAGUUCUACCUAGCCGCAGAAAGCUUGAGACACAAACCCAGCGCUCCCUUAACCAGGAGCAAACUUCCAUUCAGGCCGCCGUCAAGCAGAAAAAGUCAUUUACAGCGAAGAUGGACAGAACUUCAAGAAAUCCAAGGAUACAAAACUGGGGGUACGUUAUUUAGGGUAGUAAUAGAAACCAGAGGCAGGGGAUGGGCCCAGGGGCAAUGGUUCCCUUGUACUGCAUCCUUUGCUUCCUUUUGCCUAUAUAGGUAUCUUGCGUCAUUUACUUUGCAAACAUUUUACACAAAGAAGGUUUCUUUAAAGGCCAAGUAAUUAAUGUCAGUGCCUUACAUUAACGUUGAAUCAUAUCUUUGAUUAUGAGUUUCGGACGUGAAGCAAGAGUUACCGUCACACAACCCAUUCACACACUUAAGGAAAGUUUUGACUCAAUGACCUUGUUAGAGCGUGGUAGCUCUGUGGUAUCUCGACAUAGUGCAUGAUGGGAAAGGGAGAACCAAGACAUGUUGUUCGGAAUAAAGUUGUGUUGGUGAACAUCUGCUGUUUUGUCUCUGAUCCGACAUCUUAUAACAUGGCACCAGGAGCGUAAAGAGCCACGAAACUGUUGCUUCAAGUCCCUAGGACUGCUGUGGGACGUGUUUGGAGUCUUAACGUGGAGGAGAAAUUGGGGAAAUCUGAUCCGAAAAUACUGAUCGGACAUCUUCGCGCCAAAACUACAAUCGAAUGGAUCGUGGUAAAAUCUGUUUGAUUCUCAGGAUUUUCUUUCUGUUUUCGGGACUCUCUAGACGAGAAAAACUGAUAAUUUCUGUCCGCUGCUUUCGUGGAAAAACAUGUCGGAAGAAGGUGCCGAGGCUGCCCCAGCUCAAAACGCUGGAUUCUUUACUGGAAACAUAAUGAACUUUGAAAGACCGAAGUUCAACCGUCGCCUAGAGAAUCGCCUGGUUGCAAUAAGAGCCUUUGAGAAAAAAAAGUGGUUACAUCUUCAAAGGAAGCCUUGUUAACAUCUCAAACCAAAGGAAAUGCAUACUGGUACAAGACUGGCUCGGACCUGAAGGCUAAAGAUUUACGAUAGUUUAGAUUGGUUCGAAGAUGAGGAUAUAAACGACUAUGAUCUGAUGUGGACUAAAAUGGAGAGAGCGGUAAGUCCGGAAUGUAACGAGAUCCUUGUCUCUAAGAAAUUCAAGGAACGAAUGCAAAAACCUGCAGAGACAAUCACUGUUUUUAUCACAGAUUUGAUGCUGUUAGUGAAAGGGUGUAAUUAUCCAGACGAAGUUAGACAACUGUGAGAUCAAUUUGUUUAUGCAGUAUCUGAUGAAGAAUUAAAGAAAAGAUUACUAGAAAAAGGAAGUACUCUCACAGGAGUUGAGGCUACUGCGAUUGGCAAAGCCUAUGAAAGCACUAAACUUGAAGUUCAGGAAUGUAGUGCAAAACAAACUGCAAAGGAGAGUGUAAACGCCGUGUCUAACGAUAAACUAAGGAAUAUUCUCAUGUGCAAUUACUGUGUCAACAAGAAAGGAGCUCAUAGCUUCUUAGACCAAAACCUCUGUCCCGCCUGGGGAGCAGUAUGCAGAAAAUGCAAUAUCAAAAAUCACUACCAAGAUUCAAAUGAGUAUUCGGUUAGAAAGAGAGACACAAGGAAAACAGUCAGAUCCAAAGCAUUCGAAAUCGUCGAAAAAACCAUUUGUUCUGAAAGUAGAAGAAGAUGGCGAACACUAUUACGACGUUCUGGACAAAAUAUGUGUACUCAAUCAGAACGGCGACCAGAAGAUAGCCUUUGCAAACCUGUUGCUUUCAAAGAAACGAAUUCCUGCGAAGUUUCAGAUAGACUCUGGUUCUACAUGUAGUAUUCUCCUGGUGAAUGUAUACAAGGAUAUAAGUGGAGAUAAUGAUUUAAAGGAUCGCAACAUUGAAUUCAAGCCUCUUCUGUCUCUGUAUGAUGAAGAAACAAAAAUACAGACACUGGGAACCAGAAAAGUCUUUAUAUUUAAUCCUGCUACCGAGGAAGAAGUGAUUAUCCAGUUAAGAAUUGUUGACAGAGCCGUGACACCCCCCUCUGGUCUUCAUGAUUCAGAAAUUUUAAAACUCAUUGACCUUUUACGGGAGAACAUUGCCGUUGUAGGACCAGCUAAGCCAAGUGUCCCUCCAACAGCCACUGAGGGGUCGAAAACAACUAUCGCUGGAAACCAUUUUGACUAACUACCCUAAGAUAUUUGAUGACAGCUUGGGGAAGGUAGAGAGCACAUUGCAUCUUUACACAAAGGAUGAUGUUACACCACACAAAAAAGGUUAAAGAGAAAUCCCCCUGUAUGUUAAGAACAACCUCAUUGCUGAAGUGCAAGACCUCCAACAAAAGAUAUACGGGAGAAAGUGACUGAGCCCACUGAAUGGGUGGGUGCUUCUCCAAUUCUAAACAAGCCGUCCGCUAAGAAUGGAAUAAGGCUAUGCAUCGAUAGCAGACCACUGAACACAGCACUCAAGCGCUCUAAGUACCCAAUUCGAACUGUUGAUCAUCUGCUCACAGAAAUUAGCAAUGCUAAAGUAUUUUCCUCAGCUGAUAUCAAGUCUGCCUUUUGGCACAUCCCAUUAGAUAAAGAAAGCUCCCUGUUGACGACGUUUAAUACCCCUCUUGGAAGGAUGAAAUGGAACAGAAUGCCUUUCGGCAUUAGCGUAGCUCCUGAAGAAUUUCAAAGAAGAAUCGACGAGAACUUAGAAGAUGACGGUGUUAAAGCAAUCGCUGAUGGCAUCCUGAUCUGGAAUGAUGGUGAAACCAUUGAAGAGGCGACAGCCAAUCAUGACGAACGCCCGUUAACUUUGCUAGAACGAUGCAAGCGGAAUAUUAAACUUGGCAAAGAGAAGUUCCAACUGCGGAAGACUGAAUUGUCCUACAUGGGUGUGGUUCUGACAGACAAAGGUGUUAAAACCGACUCCAAGAAACAAGAUUGUAUUCGAUCAAUGCCUGCUACAACAAACAAAGAUGAAGUAAGACGAUUACUUAGUGUAGUAACUUACCUCUCACGAUUUUCUGAGGACUUGUCCACCAAGUCAGAACAGCUACGAACAUUGCUCAAAAAAGAAACUGCGUUCAUCUGGGAAGCAAAUGAACAGAAAGGUUUUGAAGAAAUUAAGACCCUUAUCUCAAACGCACCAUUAUUGAAGUGCUUCAACCCAGUCGAGACAGUAGAAAUACAAGUUGACGCAUCAUCAAGCGGAUUAGGAGCAUGCCUCAUGCAAGGUAAUCAGCAUAUACAGUAUGCUUCGAGAGCAUUAACUGAAACUGAAAACGCUAUAGUCGAGUUUAGAAAGAGAUGCUUAGUAUUGUUUAUGGCCUCACUAAAUAGCACACCUACACUUAUGGUCGAAAAGUGACAAUUUACAAUGACCACAAGCCGCUGGCUGCUGUAUUGAAGAAACCUGUUGCAGAUAUUCCUGUGAGACUCCAGCAAAUGCUCAGAAUCAUGGGAUAAGACUUCGAAUUUAAGUUUGUGAAAGGCAAAGAUCUUAUUGCUGACGCACUUAGCAGAUCCCAACCAACAAGCCAGAACUGAAGCACGUUUGAACAUGGGAUUGAAACAACUCGAGUGGUCCAUGAAGAUCAAAGCGUAACAAGAAGUUUAGCUGAAAUUGCAGAAGCAACAGCCGAUGAAACUGAAUUACAGUCAGUAGUUCACCACAUCUCUAAAGGCUGGACAAACAACAAAAGAAACGUACCUAUUGAAAGUCUAUCCUACUGGAGCAUCAAGGACGAACUGUCGGUCAGUGGUAGAAUUGUUUACAAGAACGAUCGCAUCGUAGUUCCGGUGGCCCUGAGGAAGACACUCAUCAGACUACAUCAAGCGCAGCCUAUGUGUACAGAAUCAACCCUUAGACGCGCCAGAACAUCCUUAUGGUGGCUAAACAUGAACAACCAACUAAAGCAGUUUGUUGCCAUAUGUGAAGUCUGCAACGCUUUCUAGGCCAAAAAAACUCUGAUAGUCUUGAAAUUUCUAACAGACCGUGGUCUAAAGUCGGUUCUGAUAUGGCGGAGAGGACACUAUCUAGUAUUGGUUGACUAUUACAGAAACUGAAUUGAAUUUGACCUGAUGAGAAACCAAACUGCUGCUGAGAUCAUCACUUUGAUGCAAAAACAGUUUGCAAGAUGGAGAAUUCCCGAGGACAACGUCACAGACAGCGGAACGAAUUACGACUCCGUUGAAUUCUCACAGCUCUGUAAACAAAACAACAUCGAACAGACCAAAUAUUCACCUCAUCACCACCAGAGCAAUGGGAAAUCUGAAUCUGCUGUGAAGAUUAUAAAGACAUCGUUGAAGAAGACAGAGAAAACUGCAUUAAAUCCGUAUGAAGCGUUGCUUGGCCGGCAUAACACACCCGCCAUUGGUAUGACAACAUCUUCGGCACAAAGAUUCCUUAACGGUCGACAAGAACAGAAAUACCCACCAGAGGAACUUUACUUACACCGAAAAUUGCAGAGAAAGUGUUAGAAGAGGAAACCAGGAAAACCAAGAAAUCUGAAGUUUAUUAUAACAAAUCUGCCAGAGAUCUGAAUGAGCUAAAGCCUGGUGACAUUGUUUGAGUAAAGCCAGAAACAUUAGUCAAAGGACAAGAGUGGAAGAAGGGGACUGUAACACAGAGUCAUGGAUACAGAUCAUGAGACGUAAAAGUAGAAGGAAAAGUAAUUAGGAGAAACCGUGUACACCUAAAGCCAGACAAGCAAGUCAAAAUAACGGAACCAUCCCUGAAGUCUGAAGAACAGAAGCCCAGGGACCAAUUCAGCACCUCCUACCAACCAGAGCAUGCACGUGAAGCCACAAAACAGACCGCAAAGACUUGGAAACUGAAUGCACCAAUAUAGAACUGGUUACUGUAAAACGAACGCGUUCAGGACGCUUACAUAUAAAUAAAACACAGCAGAGAUAUAGUUAUAAAAAUAAUAAUAAUAAUAACAAUAAUAACAAUAAUAAUAAUAAUAAUAAUAGACAAAAAUCGUUAUUAACAUAUGACUACUUUCUUCAAGCCUUAAGAAAAAACAAACAAACAAACAAACAACAACAAAACAGUAAAUUAGUCUUUCGCCAAAUGUUACUUCUGAUAAAUCAACUUUACAGAGACGGUUGGUGUGGGAAUCGUUUUAGAGCGCUAAGCAGGGAGAGUUUCAUUCAUUGACCUCCAAAGAAAUCGCCAACUGUACAGGUGAUGUUAUCUUUUCUCGAAGUAGUACUCAAUUGAAGGCAACACUUUUGUGGUUAAAUACGACAACCGUGUCCAUUGUGCCUACGGCAAACAUAUAUUCAACUUAUUAUGUUUAUUCAGCCAUUUUCUUUUUCUUUCGCAGGCAAUAACAAGAUAACUGACCUGAACGAUAACGAGUUUCCGCGAAAACCACGAGAAGCAUGGACACCAAAGUUACAAAGGAAAUCCUUACCUGUUGGGGUCGGUAGAAUGGACAAGAAACGAAAACCAAAAUGCAUUAUUCAGUAGAAUCUUUGCAUCUGAAAUGCAAGAACUAAGUAAGGCAGGAUGCCACCCAAAUCAUUAAGGCACAUCACUGUGAAUCCAU
Messenger RNA from Porites lobata, 22165 nucleotides. The record is from the annotation of a GenBank genome assembly. NCBI's taxonomy places the organism in Eukaryota, Metazoa, Cnidaria, Anthozoa, Scleractinia, Poritidae.